Messenger RNA from Arctia plantaginis, 786 nucleotides. NCBI's taxonomy places the organism in Eukaryota, Metazoa, Arthropoda, Insecta, Lepidoptera, Erebidae. The record is from the annotation of a GenBank genome assembly.
AUGGCUCCUCCUCGCCGUAUUUUAAGGCAACAAUUGGAAAUACUGAUGGAUUUCUUGGAAGAAAACAGAGAUAUGUCUAAAGGUUUGCUACCAGGUCCACCUCUUUCUCAUCAAAAAACAAGGCAAAAGUGGGCUUCACUGGCUAAACAAUUAAAUGCGGUACAGUCAGGCGCUUUGAAAACACCGGAUGGUUGGAAAAAGUACUGGUUUGAAUGGCGUCACAAAUGUAGGAAAAAAGCUGCUAAUGCCCGGAGACUACAGUCUGGGUCUGAUAGUGGUCCAAACAGAUUUGUACCACUGAAUGAUUUAGAAGUCAGAGUCCUAGAACUAAGUGGAAAAGGGAAUGUUGAUGUGACUGCCUCAUCAUCACAUCAAUUUGAUGAUUUUAUUGCUGAAGACUCAGAUUCUGAACCACUUGAAAAUAUUAAGAUGAAAGCAGCCCCAGCAGUGAAACUCAGACAGUCAGUUUCUAGUGCCCCUAGAUCUCCAACAGAUGACAACCUACGUAAUAUAUCACCACCACCAAAAUGGGCACUAGACUUUGAAGAGCGAAGGAUUGCAGCAGAGGAACGAAUGGCAGAAGCGUUAGAAUCAAUUGCAUCAAUUAUGAGAACACAAGAGGAACGUAGAGGAUUACUUGAGGAAAGAAUAGCAGAUGCACUGAGUGCUAUUGCUGGGACAGUUCAGGACUUGAAUAGUGGAGUACAGGAUGCGUUAACACAUUCACAACAAAUACAUCCAUCACAAGCAAACGGGUCUGAAUUAAAGACUGAUGUGUUCUUAUAA